Impatiens glandulifera is the source of this 2159-nucleotide messenger RNA. Its product is annotated as F-box/LRR-repeat protein 14. The coding region runs from base 147 to 1886 and encodes 579 amino acids. The record is from RefSeq and is a predicted model, not a curated record. The transcript is spliced from 16 exons. Gene Ontology annotation, cellular component: SCF ubiquitin ligase complex. Gene Ontology annotation, molecular function: protein binding. Gene Ontology annotation, biological process: SCF-dependent proteasomal ubiquitin-dependent protein catabolic process. NCBI's taxonomy places the organism in Eukaryota, Viridiplantae, Streptophyta, Magnoliopsida, Ericales, Balsaminaceae.
UGCAAUCCUGUCUCCACCUUCUUCCAUUAGUUUCUUUCUCUCUCUAUAAUUGCUUUGAUCGUUAUCCAUGGACUGAAUAUUUACAACAAGAACAAACCAGACGAUCGCUUGUUAUUAGGUCGAUUUUAAUGAUUGGUCAGUGAAGUAUGGGGGGAGCUUGUUCUAGGAAGAGAGAUCAGAGUGUUAAUGAAGAUGGUGAAAAUAGACCUGUAUCUGGGAAGUAUCACAAAAGUAUGAGUUCAAAAUGGUUGAAUACAUCGUUUUCUCGUCUUUCUGUCGAAGGUAAACAAGGAAAGACACAAUGUCCUUCUUUAAUGGAGCUUUGUGUCUACAAGACAUGUGAGAACAUUGAGAAUUACAGUAACUUUGGUGUAAUUCCAAGGGACAUUGCUCAGUUGAUCUUCAACGAAUUGGUACGUACACAAUGUUUAACAGAGGCUUCUCUAGAAUCAUUUCGAGAUUGUGAUCUACAGGACGUGGAUUUGUGUGAAUGCCCUGAGUUGAAUGAUGGGUGGAUGGAUGUUAUCUCAUCGCAGGGGACAUCUUUACUUUUUGUGGAUAUUUCUGGUUCUGAUGUUACAGAUGGAGGAUUGAUGUAUCUUAAAGAAUGCAAAAACCUUCAAGCCUUGAAUUGUAAUUAUUGCGACAACAUUUCAGAUUAUGGUUUAGAGCAUCUCCGUGGUCUAUCAAACUUGACAUCCCUGAGCUUUAGAAGGAACACUCAAAUAACUGCUCAAGGAUUGGCACUCUUGUCUGGUUUGUUGAACCUAACAAAAUUGGAUUUAGAAAGAUGCCCGGGUAUUCAUGGUGGACUUGUUCAUUUAAAAGGGUUAACAAAGCUGGAAUCACUCAAUAUUAAAUGUUGCAAUUGCAUAACUGAUGCUGAUUUGAAGCCUCUCUCAGGACUUGCCAACUUGAAAGAGUUGCAGAUUUCUUUCAGUAGAGUUUCGGACUAUGGCAUCACUUAUUUGCGAGGUCUGCACAAACUUGUUUUAUUAAACAUGGAAGGUUGCCGUGUCACUGCAGCAUGCUUAGAUUCUCUUUCAGCCCUUCCUGCCUUGUCAUAUCUUAAUCUCAGCAGGUGUGGAUUCUCUGAUAAUGGUUGUGAGAAAUUUUCAAGGAUGGUGAAGCUGAAAAUUCUUAAUCUGGGUUUCAAUAGUGUCACGGAUGCCUGCUUGGUUCAUUUGAAAGAUCUAACUAAUUUGGAGAGCUUAAACUUGGAUUCUUGUGGGAUUGGUGAUGAAGGCUUGAUCAACUUAGCAGGCCUCAAUAAAUUGAAAUUCUUGGAAUUGUCUGACACCGAAGUUGGAAGCAGUGGGCUCAACCACAUCUCUGGCUUGACUAAUUUGGAAAGCAUUAAUUUGUCAUUCACUGUCAUUACUGAUGGUGGGCUGAAAAAAUUGUCUGGGUUGUCGUCUCUCAAAUCACUCAAUUUGGAUGCUCGACAAAUUACUGAUGCUGGACUGGCUGCUGUUACAAGCUUGACUGGGUUGACUCAUUUGGAUCUUUUUGGAGCACGCAUUACAGAUUCUGGAACAAACCACCUGCGUAAUUUUAAGAACCUGAAGAGUCUGGAAAUAUGUGGUGGAGGGAUAACAGACGCAGGUGUCAAGAACAUCAAGGAUCUCUCAUCCUUGGUGGUUCUAAAUCUUUCGCAAAACAACAGUCUAACUGAUAAAACUCUCGAGCUGAUUUCUGCAGGUUUGACGCAAUUGGUUACCCUAAAUGUUUCAAAUUGUCGAAUAACAAGUGCUGGACUUCAGCAUUUGAAGACCCUUAAGAACCUGAAAUCAUUGACCCUGGAAUCCUGCAAGGUGACUGCAAAUGACAUAAGGAAGCUUCAAUCAACCCAUCUCCCAAAUCUGGUCAACUUCCGCCCUGAAUAAUUCUUCCCUCGUAACUGCAUUUCUGUAAAUAUCCAAUUGUACAUACUUGCUGUUUCCCAAAAUUCCUUAAAAGGACGACCCCUUUCUGUGCGUGUCGAAUGCUUAUCUUCAUUGUUAGAUAUAAGAUAAUGAAGGAAAAUGUACAUAAUCCUACUUUGUCUCUAUUUGGAAGAUUUUCUGUACAUAUUUGUUUGAAUUGAAUUAUGGUAUCACAAACAAUUGUAAUUAAUCGCCACGACAAGGCUUGUUUAUAUGGUUUCAAACUCUAUUUCA